Molecule: messenger RNA, 14997 nt
Organism: Symbiodinium sp. CCMP2592
Lineage: Eukaryota; Dinophyceae; Suessiales; Symbiodiniaceae
Source: the annotation of a GenBank genome assembly
AUGAGCGAGCAUCCGGGUGCACCCCAUGAUUCCGUCGCAACGAUUACCGCGGCGGGUCAUGGUGGUGCCGCCCCCGCCAUCGAUAACGGCGGGUGGCAUACCGGACCCUGUGCUGUCAGGGCCCUGGUCGAUGAAGCCAUUGGGUCGGAAGCAUCCGCGCGCAUCGCCACCGAUAUUCUGGCGAUCGCGCAGGGUGUGACCAACACCCAGGCCGACCUCGAUAGACUGAGGAACGGCGUCUCGGAUAUCACCGAAGCGCUUGAGAGCAAGAUCCGAGACAUGUGGGAGCUUCUUCAGGCCGAAUUGAGGAAAGAGCGUGAGCUGUUCAUGCAGUUUCAGGACUCUUUCCGCGAGAGGCGGAUUUCUGAUCACGAGACGCUUGAAGAUCAUUUUGCGAAGCUCACCUCGACGAUCAAUGAUCGACUUAUUGAGUUCGAUGAGCGGAUCCAUCAGUUCAACGAAAAGCGUGCUGGAUCGCUAUCCAUGCAGCUUGCCGAGACGAUCCGCCACAUCAAGCAGUACCCAGACGCGCUGCGGCAGAUUCAGAUCAAUAUCUCUAAUGCCGAAGCGCGCGUUGCUGCUGUGGAGCAGAAUGCUACUCACCGCAUCGAAGUCAUCAGAUCCGAGAUGAGUCGCGCUCUCUACGAUCAUAAGGAGAGUAACCGAGCUCAUAUCGAUCAGCUGACUGCUCGAAUCCAGCACCUCGAGAACGCUCAUGUCCGCAGAGGCGGUUCUGAUAGAUCGACGCCUUCGCGUCCAGAACGAACGCAGUUCUUCGAUAUCAGUGACCAUGGUGGGGAUAUUCCACGCCCUGCGGACCUGCCGCCAGUUCCAGGUGCUCUAUUCCCUGGCGGACCGACUACGGCCAUUCCGAGGUCUUCCCUGUUGGGUCCGAUCGAUCAUGGCUCUCCGCCGGGAUGCAAUGCUGCGCCUGCUGAAAAGGCCUCAACGGUUCACUCUCAGACGAGUGGAAUCAAUCUCGAUGAAAUUCUGAGGAAGAUCGCCGAAUCAGGCCGUUCCUUCCGCAAAUGCCGCCGGAGCGACUUCCGGUCAAGCCCGACCUUCCCAUGCCAAAUCUCCUAUGACACUCGAACUGUCCCGGCAGGGAAGGGACCGUCACGAUGGUAUGAUGCGAUGCUUGGCCGAUCGAAUCUCAUUGGCAACGGUGCUGGCGCACCAAUUCUCCAUAGUGAGACCGGUACUUUUACCCUUGCGCCGAACACGAGCGUUACUGCGACGCUUCAGCAUGAUGCGGCCAAUGAUGCCAUGCCCCCGAUGCCCACCUUCAGUGCCAGAACGUCCAUUCCUGCACCCAGUGCCGCGCCAUCCGGAUUUGGUGGACCGCCUCCCGCGUAUAACGGAGGCGGCGGUUAUUCUGGUGGUGAUGGCCCCAACGAUAAUGGGGGUGCAUAUGGCGGUGGCUUCGGAGGACAUGGGCACCACGGGUCCGGUUUUGGUCCCGGUGGCGGUGGUGGCCCACCCGACGGCCCACCUGGUGGUCCGCCUGGUGGUGGUGGCCCUCCUGACGGGAGUGGUCCGCCCGAUGGCGGCCUUGAUCCGCCUAGCAUCAGGCCCUCCGGUCGGCCGAGUGGGAACGAUACGUUCCAGUGCGAGCGAUGCACCGGAACUUUCCCGACCAUCGUGCGACGGUCGUGCAUCUCUUGCCGUUUCUCGUGUUGCAACGGUUGUUGCCGAGAUCCUUUGAGAAUCUGUCUCGUGUGUCUUGAGAGACAGACUGGGAAUCCACCUGGUCCCAACGAUUCGGGAUUCGGUGGACCCAAGGGCGAUGGAUCACUGAGCGAGGCCAAGAAGGCGAAGUGCAAGUCCUUUCGUCUCGAUCCUGAGCCGGAGCCUGCUCAGUUGCGACGCUGGAUCGUCGAUAUGAAAGAGCGAGUCGCGAAUGCAUUCGCCUACGAUCCAGGAUACGCACUAUCAUGGGUUGAGAUUCCCGAUGGUACACGGUAUGAGGAUCUCCUCGAUGAGUGCAAGUACGGAAUGCUUGAAAACGAAUGCAACUCUGCAUUCCGUGAGUGCGUCCGAUCUAUUGCACUGAAGAAUAAGAUCCAGACCGAGACCGAGCGCAUGCAUACGAUAAACCGGCGACUCGGAAGUAGGCAGAUCUUGUGGCUAUUGUACGAUUUCCUUCGACCACAUGUCACCGGCGAUUCGACUUUCAAGCUCGUUGACCUGAUGAAGACCACGAUUGAUCGGUUUACUCAUGGAUCCGAGCAGGAAAGGUUAGAAGCCUUCUCCAAUCGGUGGGAUCAUGUUCUCGCUGGUAUCUCAGUCGAUCGCCCCGAGGAUCCUGUUCUCUGCGCUCUCUUUUAUGAGCAGGUGCGUGAGUUCCGCUGUCUCGAGCUCGACAUGCAGCUAUGGGACAGGGACGUAUCCGUACGGAACUACGCAUACUUGCGAACCGUCUGCGUCAAUGCGAUUACAACUUGGCGCCGUCGACGCAAUCAGGAGAAGAUGUACACCGCUACGAGGUCUACUUCUGCGCAGAGACGAUACGCUGAGCUCGCCGAGGCGCUCGUCACCCAGACGAUCCUCCCCGCGACGCGGAUCGCCAAGACGAUAUUCCCGCAGUCCGAGACGAGCAGCUCCCGCGCCGACUCGCCCAAUGCAAUGACAGCAUCCUCCUAUGGAGACUUCGCCUUCGCUUGCGUUGCAUCAUUCGAUAUGGCAUGUCCGUCAGUCAAGCGGAAGACAGUGUCGUUUGGGAAUACUGAGACCCGCGUGAUAGAGUCUUCUUUCCCGGAGCCAAACUUCGGUCCCGUCAAUCGCGAGAGGAAUUUGAACUAUUCGUGGCCGGAAGAUAUCCGUGGUCUGAAUAGUGCUCGCGAGAGGCGAAGGGCGCACAUGAAGGCUGUGCUUUGGAGAGAGCAGGUUUUGCUCGAUGACGUUGAUGCCAAAACCCUAGGUGAUGAUGCUUGUGUUCUUGAGCUCACGCUUUCUCAGCGGAGCGCUUGCGAGGUCUUUGCUGCUGCUGUCAAGUCUAUUAAGAGGGUCCGGAGACUAAUGCUCGACUCCGGUGUUGCUCAUAUGCGCAUUGACGGCCUCGAUGAGCUGAUUGAAGCUUAUGUGCUGGAGAGCACACCAAGUCUUCUUUCCCUAGGGAAACGAUGCAAGGAGCUUGGUUACCGAUUUAUCUGGGAACCCUUUUGUGAUCCGAUAUUCUUUGAUCCCAAAGGGAGACAACUCAAGAUUGAUGUUAUCAAUAACAUCCCCUACCUCGCUCCGAGCGAAACCGAGGUAGUCGCGGGUCGACCUGAUCUCCCUCGUGUGUAUCCGGCACUCCCAGCACCGAUCAUUAUUCACGAGAAGAUCGUGGCUGCGGGUGAAGAACCUGUGGGCGAGCUAGACGACAUUGGUGAGCUCGAUCUUGAUAUGCCUGGUGCUAAGAGUGCCCAGAAAAGUGCACCUGACGAUAUCAAGAAGGGGAGGACGAAUGCCGACACGCUUCGAGCGUUCCAGCAGGUCUUUGGCGACCUUCAAGAUGUGAACUCGUUCUCCAUGGAUGUGGAGAGAAGGUAUGCACCGUCUGCGAUCCGGGAAAUCUACUGUGAUAAAGCCCGUGAGUUCAUAUCGACCUGCAAAAGAGUCGGCAUCUCUGUAAAACAUUCCACUCCUGGCAUGCCUCGCACUAAUGCCAUUGCCGAGAGCAAGGUGAAGCUUGUCCUUCAUGGCGCACGAGUGGCGCUUCGACAAGCGGGACUGAGCGCCAAAUUCUGGCCCUGUGCGUGCAAGCACUUUUGUCAUGCUCGCAACAUCGAGUUACGCGAAGGACAAAGUGCGUAUUCGCUACGAUUUAAUGGUGCCGAAUUUGACGGUCAGGUUCUCCCAUUCGGAUGUCUUGUAGACUUCUAUCCCACGCCGGCACGAAAACAAACCCGACGUAGUCAGAAAGAUGAAGUCGUACUCGGCGAUGGUGAGGAAUAUGCCGUACCUGCGCCUGGAAGUGAUGGAUUGGUCGAAGUCGAGGUUGGAUUCGAUGAUGAUGGUUAUCUCGAGUGGAUCGACGAUGGAGACGACGAUCGACCUGGAUCCCUCCAAGGACCGGACAUGGAUCAAGGCCUAUCGUCCUACCAGCGCCCCAGCAAAUUCUCUCCCACGAGCAAACCCGGUGUGUUUCUGGGUUACCACUUCGAGAAUGGGGGCAGGUGGGAUGGUGACUAUAUAGUCGCCGACCUUGAAGAUUUCAAGCGCGACGCACUGCGUGCGAGCGUCCAUCAGGUCAAGAAGCUAUACUGCUCACCCAAGGAGCGAUGGACAUUUCCGAUGCUGGCUGUAUACGAUAAACAGACACGAUCAGUGUGCAUCAACGAUCCCGCGAUGCAUUCUACUGUGCCUAAGCCAAGUGAGCGUCUUGACGCCUCCGACAUGCUCGAUCUCGAAGAUAUCGAUGAAAUCUUCGCCCUUGAUGAGUCAACGCGAAUGACCGAUGAUGAUAUUCGCCAAGCUCGCGAGGCUGAGUUACGAGCAGAGUCCUCUCAUGGAGGAGGUGUUGACUACUGGGAGUAUGACCCAUCUGUGCAUAAAUGGACGUAUCACGUCGUUGUUCCAAGGAAAGCGAUGGUUCAUCCCAGUAAGACUCCCGGUUCCGUCGGGGAGUCGCCUGAUCCAUGGAAGCUGAGCACGGUGCGUAUAUCACAUGUUCAAUACAAGGACAAAAGCCCGGUUACGAUCUAUGAGACCGGGUAUGCCUUCGGCAAAACUAGACUCAUGCAGCUCUGGACCGGCACUGUCGAAUUUUAUGAUGACGGCUAUGCCCCACCCAAGAAGAAGUUACCUCCAUACCACGGGUCGGAGAUCCUGGAAGGCGAGGGGGGUUUGCCUUAUCGUCAGAGUGUGCCGCGUUCCGAGCGGGCAUAUAAAGGGUCUCGAAAACCGAACUCUAUCGAUUCAGAAUCCUGGCGCAGUAUGAACCGCGCCGAACGGGAGGGAUAUGUAGAGGCUGAGCGCCGAGAAGCUGAGUCUCAUGCCAUGUCCCGAGAGGAUUCUCGCGAUGUUGCUCCUGUCGACAUCGCUUACGAUUCUGAAUAUGAGUCGGGUGCCGAACGGCAUGACAAGGAUUACUGGUAUCACGAUGUCGCAGCUGGCACGAUCACCCGAUUUCAUGUGAUCGAACGCCGAGCGCGCUUCAACCCUACCUCCGUCAAAGAUUGUCCCGUUGACCCUGCAACAUUGACCGAUGUCAGGAUGACUAUGGCCAUGACUGACGGUACCGAGUUCACGUUGCAGGACUCAUGGAGAUCAUCCGACACUCGGUCUCUGCCGUGUCGAUGGACGGGAAAGACGGUCUUCGUUAUCGGUUCUUCCGCCAAAACGCAGAUUAAAGUUCGAACCCGUAUGCCGAACGCCGAUGACACGGGGCGCCGCGUGCAGACUGCGAAUGGCUAUUAUGGACACGCAUUGCGUGCAAAGGGCCGUACUGUCGUACCUGCCAAAUCUCGCGCCUGUGUCGUUACGGAUCUUGAGUUUGAGCCCCCGGGUGGUAUGUCCGCCCGUCUUCAGCCGCUUCGCGGCAGUGGCCUCGAUGUUUGCCCGGCCAUGUACACAUACAAUGAAGGGGCAUCUCAGCCCGGUGUUGACGUCCUUAAUCCUACCGACUACGACAUUAUAGUCGAGCCCGGACAAGACGUUGCUGUGGUUCAGUUUUACACUUCCGUUCUGGCAGCGGUUGAACUCGACUUCACCGCAGAAGACGUGGCAUGUGAUGUUUCUGCACCGGUUGAACCAUCCGAUGACGGCAACGCUGUUGAUACAGAACCCAAGAAGGCGUUUCCCGAGCUGACGUUUGGUGAUCGCGACACCAGUGUCGCGCAGGGCUCUGUUGGUCCUCGAGAAAUUCGCAUGAUCAAAUACGAUAUGCGAUCGUUCAUGGAACAAUGUGUUUCUCGCUAUGUUGAGCUCUGUGGCCCUAAGUAUAAGGCCACCUUGCGGUCGGCUGAUACGCCCUUCCUCGAUGAAUCACGACCGGAGUUCGAUACCAAUCCGGAUCGACCUGCUGUGAACCGCUUAUUGGGCCAUCCCGCUGACACGCCUGUGCCUCCUGGUAAGGGCGUUCUCGGAAAGAACAAGCAGCCACCGAAGAAGGCUGCUGCCAAGACACCGGCUGCCCGAUCACCCCAGCCGAAGUCUCCCUCGCUAUGCAGGGAAGGCCUUCCGAGCGGUGCGGUCGCACCGACUACGGAAAGGCCUCCUGUUCCGCCGAUUCCCACGGAGCAGGAUGAUUCCAACAUGGGUACCGAUGAAGCCCCUGUCCCGAUUCAGACCCCGAGAGAUGAGUCCACAGGGGGUGGAAAGCGCUCCGAGGACAUUCCGAUAGGAUUGAGGAUGAAGAUGAUGAUGCUGAAGAUUGGGAUUCAAGAGAUCCCACAGGCCUCAAUCUGGCAACGCCUCGAGCAGCUGACAUGCAACUCUGGGUACGAUCUCAAGCUGCACCAGCUGGUUGACUCCUUCCUUCUCACUACUCAUCCGCUUGCGGAUAAGCAGAGGAAGCAGUACCCCCAAGAGUUUAUGGAUUUCAUCGACCGAUACAGGGUGAUGCGCGCUCUUGCAUUUUCCCGAGUGGCGACGUUGUCUGGUGACGCCGCGGGGGUCCGCGAGAAAAUGGACCUUACGAUGGCGCUGGCUCGCCACUGUAUGCUUUUCCAGGCGCAAAGCUUUAAGGGAUCCCGAGAUAUGCUGAGCAACGAUACGCUCCAGCUCAUGGGAACCUGCUACAUCCCGUCGCCUCUUGCGAGCUGGAACCGAAAUCUCAUGGGAUAUAGCAGUUCGACUGCUGAACAGCGAUGGUUUAGGACCGAUACGAGUAUCAAACACAACGACCUCACCAAGCUGUCGCCCAUAGAGUUGUCAAGGGAGGCGGUCAGCCAGGCUGAAGCUGUGAAGUUCUUCAAGGGAUUUCUGCAGCUCAGGCCGACGCUAUCAUUCAUCCCUGGAGCGUUUCUGGCGCUCAAGGCUCUUAACCGAUUUCCCACGCUGGACUCUUUGAAAGAGCAAGCAACUCACCUCGAUAACGAUCGCAAGGAACACGGCUACGAUCUUCCUGCCGUGGACGCGAACGGGAUCGGGGAAGCCUACCCCGGCCGGUGCGUUAGCAUCGAUGAUACGCUCAACUGGGGAGCCAGCACCCCUAUGACCUAUGAGGACGGUGCGGGGCAGACUACCAUCCGCCCGACUGAUGGAUGGGUGUAUGUCCCCGCGAUGAAUUCGGACAUAUACGAUCCUCAGGAAACGUUCCUUCACGGAACGAACCUCCGAUACCUCUGGUCGAUUCUUGCACACGGAGGUCUGUUCGGGGAGGAUUACGUGACGGACGAUCAUGGAAGUCACGAACCCUGUGUCUGGGUGACUGGACACGCUUCCGAGGCUGCCAGUAGCUACGCGUCUGGCACAUACCUCGGAGGAGGAUACUGGUUUCAAGUGAUGAUCUGCGUCUCCCGGACUGUGGUGAACACCCACGGUCGCACGACGAAGAAGCUGGGAGGAUCCCAGAAACAGAUCCGCGUCGGAACUCGAUUCCUCGAGCUGUGCGGGAUCGCGUUCAGGCCCUUCCGCCUUCUGGAUGACCGCGAGCAAGGGGUUUCUACCUCUCCACAAUACGUCAUCCAUGGUCACCGAUUCCUUAGUGCCGACGGGACAAAAGCUGUGGCCUGGCACCCAUGGAUGGAAGCGAGCCCGAUUGAUCCUCGCAUUCUGAAGCUGCUGGGAGAAAGCGUCGCUCGCGACAGUGUCGAGUUUGCCGACCUCACGAUUCAAGGGGGCAACACUACUCAACAGGUUGCUUCCACCGAGACGGAACAAUCUAGGGCGACCGCGGCUGACGAUCAGGCUGCGGAGGGUGAAAAUGAGGCGACGGAUCGAGUCACAGUCCACCCAGCAGUGCUUCGCCGCAACCACUGGAUGCCUGACUCUCACGGGACCAGUGAACACGCCACUGUCGGUGGCAGGUAUGCCUUGCUAUCCGAACUUCAAUCCUCCAGCUACCGAUUCGAGCUUGCUCCAUUCUUUCAGCUUCGAGCACCCAUCAUGGGAGAGGAAGGAAGCCAAGGUUUGCCAAAGCCUGCAAGGCUCGAGACGAUUGUCGGAGGACCCUCCAAGGAGUGGGAGGCAUGGUGCAGACACUACCGAAAGGCAUACGGUGUCAUGCUCGGGAACUUCGGCUACACGCCCGCCAAGAGCCUCAAGAAUAUCCCGUACAGUGAAGAAGGAACAACGGAUAUUGUUAGUGCGCCGAUUUGGGGCUCGGCCGAUGCACUUGUGGCCGUAUCGAUCCAUGGGGUCAGAACGGUCACGACCAUGGCCUCCACGAUUGCAUUUGGGGGUGCACCGCCAACGAUCAAGCCGGCGGUGCCCAGCAAACCGCAGAGAUUCGUUGUUAUGCACGAUGGCCUGCUGUCCUUCAAGUCUGCCAAAUCUUGGCAUGAUGGUGAGAUGAACGCCCAUCUGAAGAACGCGCUGACGAAUUUUGGGUUUCCUGAUUCCGAGGUGCGCGUGCAGGCGUUCGACGAGGACAACAAGCUCAAGGAUAUGGUCGACACUCUCGCGAUGAUGCAGAGCGAGACCUCCAUCCCGCCAUCGAAUGUGCACGUCCUCAUCCUUUGGAGAGGAGAGGAUCUGUGGAAGAUAGACCAGGGCUGGAACAAGCUAACUGGCGAUAUCGAUAUGGCACGAUCUCAAUAUGCCAAGACGACCGCCCGGGAUGCUCUCGAGAAAUACAAUACGAUCUACGGAUCGGUGUCCCUUUGCGGUCCGGUGUCGCCGAGCAUGGUGUACCUUCCGACUCUCCCUGGCCCUCUCUUCGAGAAAUACAGAGAGGAGAUGAGAUCGAUCUGGGACGCGAUCAGGAGAUCCAACCUCCUUACCCUGUCUUUUGACGCUAUCCUGGAAGGUCUGCCAUACCUGAAGGGAUAUCAUAUUAUGCAUGAGUCCAAGACGAUUGGGGUCCUAUGUACCCGCAUUUGCUCGAUGUUCACUCUUGCUGCUCUCGCACGAUUUCCGUCUUACGGGACCCGCCGGGAGUAUGAGAUCGCUGCCGAGAAGAUGUGGGCACGCACCCCAGUCCCGGAAGAGAACUCGCCGGGCGCGGUGAAGGCCAUUGUGCACUCCACUGUGCAGGACCUCAUCGAUGGUGCAGAUCGCGGCGCCGAUCAUCAAGCCGCAGAGACUGUCGACAUGUCUCAGCUAGGUUUCGAUGAUGACGAUGAUGACGAUAUGCCUGACGACGUAGGUCCGACCGCUCCCGGGAAUCCGAUCAAACAGGAACAGGGAACAUUGGCGGAUCUACCGGGUGUUCGUCAUCCGGAUCCGAUCGCGCUGCCAGCUACUCCCGUGCCUGGCGAGGCAAUGCCAGUGUCACCUGGCCUUGCUCCGACUGCCAUGAAUGAUGAAGAAUCUGGCAGCAGUUCCGAUGAGAACGAUCAGCAAGGGGAUGGUGACGCGGCAAUGCCCACAGUCAAAAAGGAGGAGUCCGAUGAAGAGUUCAACGGGCUUCUCGAAGGAAUGACUGAGGAAUUCGCGAAAAUGCCCGCUCCUCGAGAUGCCGAGCGAACUGUCGCUGCCAAUCGGGACGCUGCACGACCGCCUGCCGUGCCCUCGAUUCCUCUCUCUACGAUGAAGAAGCCGAAGCCGGUUGGUGGCGAGGAAGCCGCGGGGCCCACCGCUGACAAUCGACAAGCUUAUGCGCACUUCGAGAGCCAAGUCAGUGAAGCUGAAGCUCGCCGCGAGCAAGCUGCGGCAAUGAAAGCGCAUAUCGCUGAAGUGGCAAAGGGCGCCGCCGGUGUUGAAAAUGCCGAACAUCUUCGAUCCAUUGCCGAUGGGCUAGCCAAGGUCUUGGACCCGAACAUGAGCGAUGACAAUGUGUUUCAGGGUGCCUUGUAUCCCCCGGGUGACUAUGCGCUUGACGCUGUCACGAAUCGACUGGCUCAAGGCAGACGUCGGGUUGAAUCGAACAGCAAUCUCAUCAGGGAGAUGGCCAGCGACCGAUUCACACCUGUGCUCAUCAACCGAGACACUGGUGAGACUGUGUCUGCCAUCGAUGCACGAUGGACUCCAGAGUAUGGAAACAGGGGGGAGCUUGAAGCUAAGGUUGGUGCGAUCAUUUCCAACCUGGAUGCAGUGGUUGCAAGCAUGUCAACCCUCCCUGUGUUCCAUCCGCACAUUCCGUCGACGUAUGGUAUGGCUCGAUCGCUUCUCAACACAUACCAGUCGUUGCAGAUUGCCAUCCGACACCGUGGCAUGGGUGCGAUGUCCUUUGAGCAGAUGGUAUUCAAACCAGAGGACCUUGAGGUUCCGACCCCCGAUGAUUGGCCGGACCUCAUCGUUGACGAGAGAGGACCUCAAGCUGCCACCGGGCUUCGCCAUGCAACGACUGAGUUCCGUAAGCCGGAGGAAGAUCCAGUGCAGAGCCUGAUGGGGCUCACCGAUGACUUGAGCUACGGCACUACUGGUCGAUCUGGGGAUGACAGAUUGUCCCAGUUCCAGCGUAGUAUGGCAGUACAGCUGCGGAACACUGCUGGAUUCCUUGCGAGUGAGUUCCAGAAGCAUGCCCGAUCUAUUGCCGCUUCUUCCUCGCGUCGCAGUGAUGCUUCAGGUGCCCUGAGUAGCCAGGGUGAUGGCGCGGCGGACAACGAUCUUCCGUCCACUGAACAGGUUAGUGUUGCAUCUGAGCGCGCGAUUGCGCCGCCUCCGCCAAACGUGGCUCCUCCUCCUCCGCCUACUGCGGCAGCACCUCCGAGGGCGUCCGAAGAGAGUGCAAAGGAGGAUGACGAUGAUACCAUAAUGGAUGAUGACACGGCCGGUCAGAAACCCGAGCAGAAACCCGAGGAGGACGCAGAUAUGGGUAGCGGGAAGGAGCUGCAAGACGAGGUCCCCGGCAAGGCCCCGCCGCCAGCUGCCCGAACCGCUGAGAGCCCUCCGGAACACGGCCUGCGUUCUAGUCCUCCGAAUGACAUGGUUGCUCAGGGAGCCGCGCUCUCCGGUGCUCGAGGACCGGAAGUCGAUAUUGAUCCGGCCAGCACCACAGCCGAUCAGGCGGCAAAUGAUCCGAGAAACUGCCGGAUCGAGGGCCCUGGUAUCAAGGCGACAACGAUUCAUCGCCCCGAUCAGCUGCCCGAAAGGGGUAUUGACUCCAUUGCGCCGAUCGUGCAGUACGAAAUGACGUCUGUCCCGAUUGCACUGCCAGAUUUCGUCGUUCCGGGACUCGACAUGGGCAUCGAUGACUCCGUCCAUGGUCGAUUGGUCUCUGCGACCUGUCUCCCACCGACUGACGAGCAGCGCAAGUACUCAAGACGCCGAUUUGCUAUGCUGUCCUCGAAUCAGACAGUGUACUUGGGUAUGGCGCUUCACAAGAAACCGCUUAAAGGAGAACACGAUUCUUUCCUCCGACCGGAAUCAUAUGAGGACUGCCGCGAGAUCCAUGAAGCUGUCCGAGCCUACAAUGCCAAGGAGGCGACAUACCGAUCUAUCGGCGGAACAUCAGUGUCAUGCAGCCGAUUGCUCAUCGAUGACGCACAAAAUAUCCCUGCCGCCAGGAUUCCGGACGCAGGCAUGAUCAGUUUGGUGCGUAAGCUGCUGUUCCGAGUGCUGACGCAAACAAAGGAGCGUCCAUCCUCGAAUGCCGUCGGAGCACAGAAUCGCCCCCAGGACAAAGAGAGGGGCGUCCCAUUGUAUUCAUUCCUCGACCAGAGUGGCAUCAUCGCUUUCGAUGUCAUUCCGAUGUACAUGGAACGCGAGAGGGAAUACAUGAAGGCCAACGCUGGCGAGUUCAGCGGCCGGACGCUUCUCCAGACUAGCAUUCUGGACGAUGACGAUAAGCCGAGUGAGCUCACCGUCCAGUGCAUUACGGAAAUUGCUCGAACGGACAACAACCGAAUGUUUGAGUUCUUCUACUCGACGAUCAACGACGAUGGAAGUCCUCAAUUUGUUGGCGUCCGAGCAACCUAUGGUUUCGGUCCCGAUAACUUCAACCGAUUUCGAUUGCUGAUCAAGUGUCAGCACGGGCCAUUCACUCAGCUCGCUCAAGAACAUUAUGUCAAUGGCGAGAGGAGACGAAAUGUGGCCCGAUAUCAUCCCCAGUACGGAUGGGGAUGCGCAACGAUUCGCGAGUUCUUCGGAUACAUGAACGAUUGCAAGCUCAACCCCCCAAAGGGGCAGCUCUUCCUCACACUGCUCCCGUAUGCCCCUGGAUCUGGGAAGAACAACGAGUGGGAAGAGGUGUACAUGAACGUCCGAAUGAACCCGAAACGUGAGACGCUCUCGAACACCGCGUCAUCACAAAGCAUGCUCCCCGAAGGUAUGGGAUCCAACCGCAUGAUUGUGUUCGCGAUUGAUUUGCACAUGAUUGCAGCAGGUAUCAAUCCGAUUGCAUUCCAUCCGAGAGGGUACUAUGCGAUCAAGGACAGUAUCCCUCUCGCAUGUAUGCCGAUUGCAUACUUCAUGGAUACGGGAUCUCUAGUGUUCAACACGGCCUUCAAAUACAUCGGAGGCCCGACGUUUGGCACUGGACCCAAGAGGGGAGACCACAGACGAGAAACGUGGCCACUAGCUAGCUUCGACUGCCCCAUGUGCGGAGCUUCAUUCCCUGUUGGUCUCCAUAUGUGUCACUCUUGCACUAAGCCGAUUCACUAUCCUGAUGGGAUGUUCUACGCCGAUCCUGUGAACCCCUUCCAGGUCGAAUAUUACGGAAGUCAUGCUGAGUGGCUCAAUGAUCUGAUCGAGCGUAACAAGCUCACCGAAUUCCAGCUUCACGAGUUUCCUGCGAUCAAGCAGCUGAGGAAUUUCCCGGUGUCUAGGUCUCUCGCUGAGGACCAUAGGCAGACCGCAUUCUUCGGAGUGCCACCGAUCAAAUGCACCGCUGCUGACACAUCGCCGAAGGAAGUGGAACUGUUCAAGAGAAGCGUGCGCGGUACGAUUCAGGGCGCCAUUCGCUUGGACAUUUCCAUUGAGAGGCUUGUUGCCGCUAUCACUGGCAAGGAAGCUCGAUGUGGAGUAGAAGACUUCUUCAACUCACAGUCGAUCGCAUGUGCUGCCACGAUAGUCAAGCACUUUGGAGCGGUCUUCGCCACAUGUCGCGAAAAGCCGUUGUGCUACUAUGCACGUUGGUCGAUUCACUGCCAGCGCGCAUAUCGAGUCUGCCUGUCGCGAGGGUAUCUAUCCCCCUAUUACACAGGUGUGGCGGUCGAUUAUACCGUCGACCAAGAGAUGGCAGAAAAGAUCCGACUUGCUCAUCUGCCCUUGCAAAACGCCAAUCUGGCGAUGAGGCGGCACAUUCGACUCUCCACCGAGUUUGGAACGUUGGAUGAAUUCCGUGCCACUAUCACGGAUACGCAAAAGUAUCAACGAUAUAUGCGUGUCGACAGUGAGAGCCUUUCCGCGCUCCUGGCCAAGGUUACCCUUACCACAUGCUACGGCAUUCCGACAAAAGGUGAGCCUGGCUAUAUCUCUGACGAUGAAGCAGAAGAGAUCGAAGGAGCCGCAGCGGCAAGCGAGAAGCCCAAGGGGAAAGGCAAAGGGGAAGACGAAUCCAACGUCCAAGCCAUCAACUGGCGUGAGUUGGAUCCCUUAGGACGGAAACUUAUUCCGCAUCACUCUGAUCCCCGAUUCACGAUUAUUGCUGAGGGGAAUACGGCACUCCUUGAUGCAGCCGAAACGCCGGAAGAGACGCGUAAGGAAUUCAAGGAGUUCGUUCGCGAUCACUCUGUCAAGAUCAAAGAAUGCUUUGACGAUGAUCGUGCGACAGAGAAGACAUUCUUCAAUCUUGUUGAAGGUGUCAAGGAUCAGCUUCCCGAUGCAAAUAGCACUGACCCGCUUCUGAUGAAAAGGGCUGAGGACGUCUUCGAGGCUCUCCCCGAUGAACUGGAUGAUCCUCCAAGAGUGUUCGAUGUUGCGGCUCGCCAGGCACGGCGGCGAGACCCUGCACCUCAGCGCAGAGUGCAGGUCACCGAGCAAAGACAAGCGCCGAUCCCCGAGGCUCAUGCCGUUCCCAUUCCUACGGAUGACGAGGAUGAGGAUGAUACUGAGCUCGAUCGAGCGGUACGACCCGAUCCAACAUCACAGCGCACCGGACGAGAGCAUCACGGAGGUGUCGCUCCCGAGACGACUCCGCCACCGCCUCAUAACAUGCCGCCGCCAUCAAAUUUGCCGACUCGAAAAUCACAUCGGCAAACAGGCUACGGCGCCGCCCAUCCUGAUGGAGAACCGUUAAUGGUGUCGGGGAGGGCAGAAUACUCCGAUCGGAUGCGGUUGCCCUCAGUGUUGCGAAUGAAGACUCGGGUUCCGGAGUCGGAUCUGGAUAACCCGACGAUUGAGGACAUCAUUCGCAUGUAUCAUGCGCCGAACACGCUUUCCAUCAUCAGGAAGAAAGCCGCAGCCGUCAUCAUCGCGAUGGGCGCAAAUCCCGAUGACGAUAUUAAUAUGAGGGCGGCUGGCGUUACUGUUCCCCAUACCGGGAAUGCGGGGACGGGGCGAGCAGCAUCGCCUGGGAGUACGUCCGCUGCUACACAGGAGCGGAUUAAUCCCCAGUUCCCGGCACCUAGCGUUCGCACUGCGUCGAAUCCGCCAUCGAAGUUGCCUCGCGAUGAAAAGUGGGCUCCCUCGAUUGCGCGACCAGCGCCAGCUCAGGUGAUCAAAAGUGCAGAAGCACGGGGACGCACGCAACAGCGUGCUGCUGAAGAAACGAAUGUUGCUCCGCCAGCUCCUUCCGAUACUGCCUCUUCGGAGCCGCGAUCUCGAACGAUGGGCCCAGCCAAAGAGACCACGGCUAAGGGCAAAUCCCGAACCGGAUCCAACGUGACAGGCCUCAUCGAUGAAGCUGAUGACACGAGGCAGCCGACGAAGGGCAAAGGCCUGCCGCACAGCUCUGACAAAGAUCAUGUUUGCAACGUCGCAUGUGCGAGAUGGCUCAGCCGCUUUGCGGACAAGAGUGACUUUGCAGCUCGACAGUCACACCUCAUCGGUCUUCGGAGGUCUGGCAACACGACAAAGAAAGACUAA